Molecule: messenger RNA, 1158 nt
Organism: Rotaria socialis
Lineage: Eukaryota; Metazoa; Rotifera; Eurotatoria; Philodinida; Philodinidae
Source: the annotation of a GenBank genome assembly
AUGUUAGCACGUAAAACUUUAACAGAACAUCGUUUAAUGCAGUGGUGUGCAGUUAUCUUGGCUCUUAGCACAUUAAUUUUAAUCUGGCGUUAUAUAACAAUAUUAAUUCUCUCGAUUUGGUUAUCAAGUAUUUGUCGACCGAUUCUUGAAUGGCUCGUUAUUCAUUUACCUUUAAUGAAUCGAUGUCGAGAAAAACGUUCACGGUCAGCAAUAGCUGCAUUUCUUCUUGUUUUUCUUGUUCUUGUUGUUAUCUUACCCAUCGUUUUAAUAAUAAUCGCAUUAACAGGUUCGACAAUAAAUUUUGUUGCAAGUUUAUCUAAUUCUACAACAGUACGAAAUGCAAUUAAUAUAAUUGUUCCACCUACAAAUGAUAAUUCAACGGAUUUUGGAUUAAAUAAAACAAAUGAUUUGAAUUUUGUCGAUUUUAUUCGUGGUGGUAAAAAUACUACGUUGCAUUUACUUGAACGUCUGCUGAUGCAACGAGAUACUAUAACUGAUGUUCUUCAGUUAUUUGGUGGAAAAGCAUUAUCAGUCCUAUCAACAGUUGCUGGUGUAACAGCGCAAUUUGUCAUUGGUCUUCUCAUAUUUUUGGUUUCAACUUAUACAUUUUUAUUACAUGGAAAUGAAAUUUGGACAUGGACAAUACAUCAUAGUCCAUUAUCAUCGAAACAUAUGAAUCGUUUUUAUAAUGCUUUUCAUGAAACAGGUCGUGGUUUAUUGAUCGGUGUUUGUUUAACAUGUGCUUUGCAAGGACUUGUUGCUGCUAUUGCAUAUUUAUGUUUACAAAUUCCACGAUGGUAUGCACUUGGUGUAUUAACUGGUCUUUGCUCAUUGAUUCCAAUUCUUGGUACAGCUAUUGUUUGGAUUCCAAUUACAGUUGGUUUUUUUAUUCAACAAGCCUAUGUAAAAGCAGUUAUUAUGAUUACAAUUGGCAUUUUGGCUAUUGGAUCGAUUGAUAAUUUACUUCGGCCAGUUUUUUCUAAGUUGGGCUCAUUAAAAAUGUCAACAUUAUUAUUAUUGUUAACAAUUUUUGGUGGAUUAGAAUUAUUAGGACCCUGGGGAGCACUUUUAGGUCCAUUAGUUGUUCGAUUAGCAACGGAAGCAAUUAUUUUGGUUCGCGAAGAUGAAUAUGAACUAUUAAAUACUUUGAGAAUAUGA